GGCUAUGGUAAAUAUGUGAGAAAUCAAGAAGACUAAAAUGGCAUCUGGAGAUCCAGAAAAUCGGAUACAUCUAUUCCGUUUGCAAAUUCUUAUAAUAGAUGGAGGCCUGCUUGUAUUGAGAAGUAUACUUGAUCAGACAAUAGCUGCCAAAGGCAUAACUUUAAAGACAUGUCUUAAUAAUGAAAGGUCAAAAAUUACACGAUUGCAUGGCAACAACGUUAUCACACAGGAUCAAUAUGACCUAUUGUUCCCAAUGGGCGGUCAAGAGCCAACUACAGCAGAUAUGGACAUCACGCUUAUCAGUUGCCUUCUUGCAAACCUUAAAUGUUUCGGUUUGAAUAAGAAAUUUAAAUGGAAUGCGACACCUGCAGAAACCGAUUUAACAGUUGAGGCAGAUAUAUGUCGUUUGAGAAAUUUCCGGAAUAAAAUCUGUCAUAUGUCAACAACAACUGGAAUAGAACAAAAUGAGUUUACAACUUUGUGGAAUGAAAUCGAGCAGAUACUUAUUCGACAAAACACUCCCGCUCUCAAUAUGCAUCAAAACACUUGCCGAUUUCAAGUCGUGUUCUCUUGAUCCAGAGGAAGAAAGAAGGAUAAAUGAAGAAAUAAAGAAAAUGCAAGGACUAUGAA
Ruditapes philippinarum (Manila clam) is the source of this 630-nucleotide messenger RNA. RefSeq names its product E3 ubiquitin-protein ligase DZIP3-like. Lineage: Eukaryota; Metazoa; Mollusca; Bivalvia; Venerida; Veneridae. The transcript is spliced from 3 exons. The record is from RefSeq and is a predicted model, not a curated record. Bases 38 to 574 code for a protein of 178 amino acids.